GAACGGCCGCUUCGUGUUGCUGCAGGCUUGCUGCUUGUGGAGAGCCUGGCUGGGGGAGAGAACCGUGGGAGAAUGUGGAAUACCUCUGACAAAAAAAACAAGUAAAGUUUCUGAUUGAUAAACAUCCGGCGGCGUGGACGCAAGACACCGAACAGGUAUCACCAGCAGCUUGGCAACAUCUCUUCUCUCCCCUGGCUCGUGUGAGGACGGAUAGUCACAUCUGUAGUCGCCCGGUGCCUCCUUCCUGGUCGUUACCGUUUCAAACAUCUGUAAAGACUCCUCCGCACCGCCAUGGCCUCCGUCACCCAGUCCUCCGAGCCGGAGAUCCCAGACAACCACAGAGAGAGCUGGCUGGCGCUGCUCUCCGCCGCCGAAUCGUACUGCCAGAAGUCGGGCAGCGAUCUGGCAAUACUCACGGCGUGCAAGAAGUCCCGUCCCCCGGCCGGAGGCGGGACCAGGAGAUGGGAGGGCAGCGGCGUCUUCCCGAAGGAGUGCGAUUUCUCCUACAGCGCGUGGGGUCAGGGCUUUCUGGCCGAGUCCGCGCGCCGCUACAUGGACGACAUCGGCGUGUUGCACUCCACGACCAUGCUGACGGCCCAGAAGCACACGCGCCAGGCCGGGACCAAACUGGUGGUCGACCUGACCUCUGACCCCGGGACCAGAGGGAGCUUCACGGGCGACGGCGUGGUGGGCGGAGUCAGUCCCAAUGACAGGCUGUACUCCCAAAGCUACCCGUCAAUCUACAGCUCGGCCGCUGCGACGGGGCCGGGCGGCGGGCAGAACUCCGAGGCGGAGCGGGAGAAGUGCGUCCGGGAGGCCGAGGAGAGCAGACAGAGGUCCGGCAUCGCCGACCUGGAAGAGGAGGACGAGGACGAAGAGGAGGACAUGGACGAGAGGAGGCCUUACGGGAACGAAAGUGCCGGUGUCUUCUCCAUGGACGAGGACUCUCUGUCUCGGGACUGCGAGCCGUUCUUUGAGUCCGACGGGGAGGAGGAGAGCACCGACGGCUCCAUGAGCGAGGACGCCCCGCCGCCGCCGCCGCGCGGCAUGGCCAUGGGCCAGGCCUCGCUGGCGUCCCGCCACGCCCACUCCUUGGCCAUGGCGCGCUCCCUGCCCGUGUCGGUGCCCGUGUGGGGCUGCGGAGGAACCAGAGGUCAAGGGGAGAACAACAGCGGGGAGCGGAUGGGCGUUGCGGACCUGGACCACAUCGCCGCCAGCAUGAAGGCCCUGUUGGCCCCCCGAGCCACGGACGGGACCGAGAUGUUCGGGGCCCUGCCUCGGCCCCGCCUCAACACGGGGGACUUCUCCCUCAAGCACUGAGCGAGCAGGGGGGGGGGGGGGGGGCAGUGGAGGGCAGGAGGAAGGGAUAGAGGGGCGAGGUGAAGGUCGUCCUGACCAAGGAGGGGUUGGGAUGUGAAACAGCGUUAACGCUUAGCGGCUCCGUUUAUUUCCCUCGAAGCGAAAUGUACACGCACUUGCUUUUGAGGGAAAAGAAACGUUGUGAACACUAUUACCAUUUUCCACAUGACACCACCCGUCACUACACACGCCACAGUACACAACACUACAUCCGGAUUGGCCGCCAGGACGUGUGUGUGUAGCGCCUCACGUUACGGAGCAUCAAGGGCACUAAAACGGUGGAUCUGAAACUUGAAUCGGCUCAAAGAAACGGUUUUAACAUCGCUAUGUUUUUUUUUUUUUUGCGAGAAGUUUGGAGCUGCACUUGGGAGAUGCUUAGCUUAGCUUAUCUUAGCUUAGCUUAGCAUGGAUUGGGAGCAAAGGGAAACACCUAGCCGGGAUUCUAUGAUGUUGAAAACACCUCUAAAAAAAUCACAUUAAAUUAUUCUUUUGGCACACACGUUUAAAAGUGUUGGUUCAGAGAGAGCCAGACUAGCGGUUAGCCUGGCUUCCGGUCCUUAUGCUAAGCUAAGCAUCUGCCUGCAGUUUUAGCAUUAGCACAGGAGCCGGUGAUCCGUCGGGGUCACAUGGGCGUCUCGCCUGCCUGCUGCUAUAGUUCACUGAGGAAAUUUACAGGCUGUUUAUUUAUAUUUUACACCCCCCACAAAAAUACAACAUAUUCCUUAAUAUGAACCAAAGGAGUUGUUGACUUGACACGAACCUUGUGGCUUUUCCAAAUGUUAUUGGAGGACGCGGCACCGCCUCCUAACACGCCUAACAUGUACUUUUAUUUUUGCCAAUGAAUGACUGAUAGAAUGAUUGUAAAUCAACACUGCGUUAACGGUUGCUCCAGUUAUCUUGUUAAAAUGACUGAUUUUGAAUGAGAAAGCGACUGUACGAGAGCGGGAGAUACAGAGAGUGAUGGGUUGGUUUUAAAGAAACAAAUGUCCGUCUCUGACAUUUUCAAAACAGAUAAAUGUUCCGUUAAGUACUUUAAUGUUUGAAAUAAAGGAGCGACACCAAGAGAAA
This is a messenger RNA of Gasterosteus aculeatus aculeatus (three-spined stickleback), 2427 nucleotides long. RefSeq names its product AKT1 substrate 1 (proline-rich) (gene akt1s1). The record is from RefSeq and is a predicted model, not a curated record. Lineage: Eukaryota; Metazoa; Chordata; Actinopteri; Perciformes; Gasterosteidae. Gene Ontology annotation, biological process: negative regulation of protein kinase activity; negative regulation of TOR signaling; neurotrophin TRK receptor signaling pathway. Gene Ontology annotation, cellular component: cytoplasm.